This is a messenger RNA of Anastrepha ludens (Mexican fruit fly), 1612 nucleotides long. RefSeq names its product opsin Rh1 (gene ninaE). Lineage: Eukaryota; Metazoa; Arthropoda; Insecta; Diptera; Tephritidae. The record is from RefSeq and is a predicted model, not a curated record. The transcript is spliced from 7 exons. Gene Ontology annotation, molecular function: G protein-coupled receptor activity. Gene Ontology annotation, cellular component: membrane. The coding region runs from base 158 to 1267 and encodes 369 amino acids. Gene Ontology annotation, biological process: phototransduction; visual perception; G protein-coupled receptor signaling pathway.
CUAUAAAAACCGUAGCAGUAUGCAACUUGCCCGUAGGUUCUGACGACAGAUCGCCGCGAGCAGUCCACUCCUGGAAUUAUCCCGAAAAAAUUAAAAAAAACACAUAUAGGGAUAUAUACCGGACACCAACAACAACACCAACAGUAAAAACUACACAAUGGAGAGUUUACAAUCAUUGGGACCGCAUUUUGCCGCACUGUCCAAUGGAUCAGUCACAGACAAGGUGACGCCCGAUAUGGCGCACUUAAUUCAUCCAUACUGGAAUCAAUUCCCGGCUAUGGAUCCCAUUUGGGCGAAAAUUUUAACGGCGUACAUGAUCAUUAUCGGUUCGAUUUCAUGGUGUGGAAAUGGCGUGGUGAUUUACAUCUUCUCGACAACGAAAUCGUUGCGCACACCUGCUAACCUACUAGUCAUCAAUCUGGCGCUCUCCGAUUUCGGCAUAAUGAUCACGAAUACGCCAAUGAUGGGAAUUAAUUUGUACUUCGAGACCUGGGUAUUGGGGCCGGCUAUGUGUGAUCUGUAUGGCGGCCUGGGGUCGGCCUUUGGUUGCAGUUCCAUCUGGUCGAUGUGCAUGAUCUCAUUGGAUCGUUAUCAAGUCAUUGUCAAGGGUGUAGCUGGCCGACCAAUGACCAUUAAAUUGGCGCUAAUGAAAAUCGCCUUCAUCUGGGCAAUGAGCAGCAUUUGGACUUUGGCGCCAGUGUUCGGCUGGAGCAGGUAUGUGCCUGAGGGCAAUUUGACUUCAUGUGGCAUUGAUUAUUUGGAGCGCGAUUGGAAUCCACGAUCAUAUCUGAUCUUCUACUCCAUCUUCGUCUACGUUAUGCCGCUGUUCUUAAUCUGCUACUCCUACUGGUUCAUCAUUGCUGCUGUAUCAGCUCACGAGAAGGCCAUGCGUGAACAGGCCAAGAAAAUGAAUGUCAAAUCUCUGCGCUCCUCUGAGGAUGCCGAGAAGAGUGCCGAAGGAAAACUAGCCAAGGUGGCGCUGGUCACCAUCUCACUGUGGUUCAUGGCGUGGACACCAUACUUGGUGAUCAACUGCAUGGGCCUAUUCGAAUUCGAGGGAUUGACCCCACUUAAUACCAUCUGGGGCGCUUGCUUUGCCAAAUCGGCCGCUUGCUACAAUCCCAUCGUAUACGGCAUCAGCCAUCCUAAGUACCGCUUGGCGCUGAAAGAAAGGUGCCCAUGCUGUGUGUUCGGCAAGGUCGACGAUGGCAAGUCCAGCGAUGCUCAAUCGCAAGCCACCACCAACGAAUCAGAAACCAAGGCAUAAAUGGUUGGAGUGUGUGUACCCGCACUCAGCGAUACUAAUGACAGCAACAAAUUCAGUAAAAACAGCAUCAACAGCAACAAGAUUGAAAAUAACAACAGCAAUAACAACAACAACAAUGGGAAAAACUUGCAGCAACAGAACGAAACGCUUUCGAUCAACAAAGAAAUGCAAUUCUUUUAUAGGGGAAAGAGCGAAAAUCUUGUAUAUGAGUAUAAUUAUUUACUUACAUAUAUAAACAAUAAAGUGCAACGUCAUCAAAGACUUAAAAAAAAAAAUAAACAAAAAAAUAAAACAGCAAACGAACUUGUAAAAAGUUGAUAAAAAAAUAUGGUUGUCUUUUAUGUU